UGUACAUAGAAAACAAUUGCAAAGGGCAGGAGGGCAGAAAGCUGUUGGUUUGUGUGUGUGUGUUUUGAAGAAGCAAGCACUAUGAUGGGAGUGGGACUUGCCUCAGUAGCAAUAGCUGUGUUGUUAGGAGUACCAGCUUUGGUUUUUCUUAUCCUACACACUUUCUUUGCCAAACAAGACCCAACAAGCUUGCCUCGUGGAAACAUGGGAUGGCCCUUUUUGGGAGAGACCAUUGGCUAUCUCAAGCCACACAGGUCCAACACUAUGGGAACAUUUUUACAAACACAUUGCUCUUGGUAUGGGAAAGUGUUCAAAUCGCAUCUUUUUGGUUGCCCAACAAUUGUUUCAUGUGAUCACGACCUCAAUACGUUCGUUCUUCAGAAUGAAGAGAAGCUAUUCCAGAGCAGCUAUCCCAAACCUGUUCAUGGCAUACUGGGAAAGCUGUCAAUGAUGCUCGUGUCCGGUGACCUACACAGGAAGCUAAGAAGUGUUGCAGUCAGCUUCAUUGCUACCUCUAGGUCCAUGCCUGAAUUCCUUCAUAGCGUAGAGAAAUUGACUAUCUCGGUCAUGAAAUCAUGGGAAGACCGUCAAGAAGUUGCUUUCUUCAGAGAAGCUAAAGAGUUUACUUUGUAUGUCAUGUUGAAAUAUCUGCUCAGCAUUGAACCAGAAGAUUUAAUAGCUUCGAGUAUAUUGGAAGACUUCCUUACCUUCAUGAAGGGAUUCAUUUCUCUUCCAUUGAAUGUCCCGGGGUCCUCAUAUGCCAAGGCUGUUAAGGCUAGAACAAGGAUCUCAUCCACAUUAAAAGAGGUUAUAAAAGAGAGACAAAAUGGGAAUGGGGGGCUUGCCAAAAAGGACUUCCUAGAUGGAAUUUUGGUGAAAGAGAACUUGAGCAAUGAAGAAAAAGUGAGUGUUCUACUCGACCUUUUGCUAGCAGGCUAUGAAACAACCUCAGCACUUUUGGGUAUAGUCGUAUACUUUCUUGGACAGGCACCGCAUGUCCUUGAACACUUAAAGGCUGAACACCAAGAGAUAAGGAAAAACAAAAAGGAUGGAGAGCCCUUGAAUUGGGAAGAUUACAAGCAAAUGGAAUUUACCUCCAAUGUUAUAUCUGAAUCUCUAAGAUGUGGGAAUGUAGUCAAAUUUGUGCACAGGAAAGCUCUUCAAGAUGUCACAUUCAAAGGCUAUCUUAUUCCCUCGGGAUGGAAGGUUCUUCCAGUUCUUACUGCAGCAAAUCUUGAUCCAUCCCUUCAUGAAGAUCCCUCAGACUUUAAUCCUUGGAGAUGGACUGAUCAAGCGAUGAGCAAAAAAGUGAACCCUUUUGGUGGCGGAUUGCGGCUCUGUCCAGGGGCUGAACUUGCAAAAGUGGAGACCGCAUGCUUCCUUCACCAUCUUGUCUUGAAUUAUAGGUGGAAAAUAAAAGGUGAUGAUUUCCCCAUUUCUUGCCCAUUUUUGGAAUUCAAGAGAGGUUUAGUGCUGGAGCUAGAGCCAUUAGAGAAGAAAAUAGGAAGCAAAGCCUAAUUGGUCUCAUGUGACGUAAAUAGGCUAUAGUAGUAUUAAGUUCUUCUGUAUUUAGCAGAAUGAUAUUUUUCAGUGGGACUUAAAAGUUAUAUAAAUAAUGAAAAUAGUAGUAAUAUGAUUACUAGUGCUGUCAAUUAUCUCCUGUUUGAUUUUAAAACGAGGAUGUAAACGAAAUGAAGAGGAGAUUUAUUAACCCCUUAAGCAUUUAUGCUAGAAUUGGC
Messenger RNA from Cornus florida, 1739 nucleotides. Its product is annotated as cytochrome P450 724B1. The coding region runs from base 82 to 1518 and encodes 478 amino acids. The transcript has 9 exons. Gene Ontology annotation, biological process: sterol metabolic process. NCBI's taxonomy places the organism in Eukaryota, Viridiplantae, Streptophyta, Magnoliopsida, Cornales, Cornaceae. Gene Ontology annotation, molecular function: oxidoreductase activity, acting on paired donors, with incorporation or reduction of molecular oxygen; heme binding; monooxygenase activity. The record is from RefSeq and is a predicted model, not a curated record.